This is a messenger RNA of Otolemur garnettii (small-eared galago), 2073 nucleotides long. RefSeq names its product ubiquitin like modifier activating enzyme 5 (gene UBA5). The transcript has 12 exons. Gene Ontology annotation, molecular function: UFM1 activating enzyme activity. Lineage: Eukaryota; Metazoa; Chordata; Mammalia; Primates; Galagidae. Gene Ontology annotation, biological process: protein ufmylation. The record is from RefSeq and is a predicted model, not a curated record. Gene Ontology annotation, cellular component: cytosol; cytoplasm. Bases 235 to 1449 code for a protein of 404 amino acids.
GGGGGAGCGAGUCGGCGACGCACAGGAAGCGGUAGCGGGGAAGGCCCCUGGGAGUGGCGGAGACGUGUCUGUCUGUGAGGGGCCGCGAGCGCUUCCCCGGGCUCCGUCUGGGCAGGGAGGAAGGCUGCAGCUAGGUGCCUUCUCACGUACCCCUCGCGGGCGCAGCCGAGCAGCGUGGGGCGGCGGCGGCGGCGAAGGCCGGGGCUGGGAGCGUUGGCGGCCGGGGUCCCAGCCAUGGCCGAGUCUGUGGAGCGGCUGCAGCGGCGGGUACAGGAGCUGGAGAGGGAACUUGCCCAGGAGAGAAGUCUGCGGGUGCUUGGGGACGGCGACGGAGUGGCCGCCCGAGCCCGCAUCGAGAAGAUGAGCCCAGAAGUCGUGGAUUCCAAUCCCUACAGCCGCUUGAUGGCAUUGAAACGAAUGGGAAUUGUAAACGACUAUGAGAAAAUUCGUACUUUUGCUGUAGCAAUAGUAGGUGUCGGUGGAGUUGGUAGUGUGACUGCUGAAAUGCUGACAAGAUGUGGCAUUGGUAAGUUGCUACUCUUUGACUACGACAAGGUAGAACUGGCCAAUAUGAAUAGACUUUUCUUCCAACCUCAUCAAGCAGGAUUAAGUAAAGUUCAAGCAGCAGAACAUACAUUGAGGAACAUUAAUCCUGAUGUUUUUUUUGAAGUACACAACUACAAUAUAACCACUGUAGACAACUUUCAACAUUUCAUGGAUAGAAUAAGUAAUGGUGGGUUAGAAGAAGGAAAACCUGUUGAUCUAGUUCUCAGCUGUGUGGAUAAUUUUGAAGCUCGAAUGGCAAUAAACACAGCUUGUAAUGAACUUGGACAAACAUGGAUGGAAUCAGGGGUCAGUGAAAAUGCAGUUUCAGGGCAUAUACAGCUCAUAAUUCCUGGAGAAUCUGCUUGUUUUGCGUGUGCUCCACCCCUUGUAGUUGCUGCAAAUAUUGAUGAAAAGACUCUGAAACGAGAAGGUGUUUGUGCAGCCAGUCUUCCUACCACUAUGGGAGUGGUUGCUGGGAUCUUAGUACAAAAUGUGUUAAAGUUUCUGUUAAAUUUUGGCACUGUUAGUUUUUACCUUGGAUACAAUGCAAUGCAGGAUUUUUUUCCUACUAUGUCCAUGAAGCCAAAUCCUCAGUGUGAUGACAGAAACUGCAGGAAGCAGCAGGAAGAAUGUAAGAAAAAGGCAGCAGCACUGCCCAAACAGGAAGUUAUACAAGAAGAGGAGGAGAUAAUACAUGAAGAUAACGAGUGGGGUAUUGAGCUGGUGUCUGAGGUUUCAGAAGAGGAACUGAAAAAUUCUUCAGGUCCUGUUCCGAACUUACCUGAAGGAAUUACAGUGGCAUAUACAAUUCCAAAAAAGCAAGAAGAUUCUAUAGCUGAGGUAACAGUGGAAGAUUCUGCUGAAAGCUUGGAAGACCUCAUGGCCAAGAUGAAGAAUAUGUAGAUGAUGGGCAUAUAUUUUAUUUCUCAUGUUAAAGCCUAUUCUUUUGAAAUGAAAAAAAAAAUAGGGCAACACUAAUUGAUGUAGAACCUUAAUUGAAUUGUUGCACUUUUUGAAAAUACUGUGACUGUUGCUCUCCUCACCCCCAAUUAAAUCAUUAAGUCUUAAAAUGUAUGUUUCAUUCUAGUAAGGAAACUCCAGAGGACUUUUGUAGGCAGUUAUAUAUCUUACUGAAACACAGGCAUUGAAAUAUUUUGGCAUUUUGGAGAGGAGGAAAGGCCAGUGUGAUCCUAUGUUUUUUUUUUUCCCAGUAAUCCCUUGUGGUCUGUUGCAUGAGGACAUGGAUUAAGAAAUGGUACAUGAUGCUCAAAUAGAGGGAGAAGGAUGAGAGGUACAGCCUGCAGAGCUACCCUCUACUCAUGUAUUGAAUUGCUAUCUACAAGAAAGGCACCGCCCACUUUCACAAACUUGACCAACAAUGAAUUUUAAAUACUUAAUUUAUAAAAUAACAUCCUAUCAAAUGUUUCCAGAUGAAAUAUAAGUUGAACUGUAGUCAUUGGAAAGUUUGUAAACCUGUGAAUUAUAUAUUCAAAAUAAGACAAAGGCUACUAAAAGGAAGUUGUCUUC